This is a messenger RNA of Aphanomyces astaci, 1844 nucleotides long. RefSeq lists its product as hypothetical. NCBI's taxonomy places the organism in Eukaryota, Oomycota, Saprolegniomycetes, Saprolegniales, Verrucalvaceae. Bases 71 to 1720 code for a protein of 549 amino acids. The transcript has 4 exons. The record is from RefSeq and is a predicted model, not a curated record.
UUCGACGACCUGUAACCGCAACACUCCACACGACUUGCCACCGCCGCGGCUUCGAACGUGCUAGGCCGUGAUGGAGCCACUGUCGUCGCGAAGCAUGGGGACCUCCUCCGCAUCCUCGCGCACCAACAACCAGAACCGCAAGUAUCGUCGGCUAGCGUCUAAAGAGAGCGUCGACGACACGCUGUUUGGGUCAACAUCGUCCCGAUCGGGGGUUGGUACGCGCCAGGGCAAACAAGGAACCAAACGAAGUCAACUUGCUGGCCGCGAGAUUGUAAAUGGGUCGACAAACCAAGAAACGGAGCCAGAUACCAAACUCACAGCUUCUCCUGCUGCUGCUGCAUCGCCAAAGCGAGUUCGACCCAGCGACGUGUGUGCCGUCCUGCCAGUAAACGAACUACAGCGCAUCCGGAACGAGACGCGCAUCUUGACGGAUUCUGAAAUCGAAGCCAUUGCCGCUCAAAAAGAAGCCGACGCGGAAAACCUACGCAUGCAUGCCAAGGCCCGCAAGCAACACAUGAUGGAACGCGCGGCGGAAGCGGCGAAACGCGCGCCAAAGUCGGAGAUUGAGACGUUGUUUGACCAAGAAAACGACGCGAUUCGAAAACGCGCGGCGGUGUUGAAAGAUCAAGCCCACGACAGCGUCAAGUUGAUGAAGACAUUGGGGGCGCGGGCAGCGGCGUUUACGAUACGCGACGAGCAAAUUAAACGCAAGAAAAAGAUCGAAGAAGAUCAUGACAAGCAAAACGACCAGAUCAACUUGAUGAUGGAGCUGGAUCGGUUGGAAGGGUUAAAGCGGCAGGAAGACAUUGCCGACGAAAAAAAGCUCAAACGCAUGCAUGACCGCAAAGUUCUAGAGGAACAGAUCCACGAACGCCGGUUGUUUAACGAACGUGCGCAGAAACUCGUCGAGCAAGAAGCCGGCGAAAUGCUAGAGAAAAUCUGCCAAGCCCAGCAGGAAGAAGCCAUUCGCGAUAAACAAAAGGUAGCACGCGCCCAGAAAGCCAUGGACGAAGUGCGGGCGUUCAACCAAGCGGCCAUGCUGAAAAAACAACAACACGCCCAGCUCAUUGCGCUAGAAGAUGAAAAGGUCGUGGCAUAUCAGCGCAAAAAAGACGAGGACGCGCGGCUCCGCGAAGAACAAGACGCGCGCAAGCGGCAGGAAGCCGAACUCCGCUGCGCCAAGCUGCGGUCGACCCAGGAACGAGCGGCCAACGAGAAAGCGCAGCUGGACGAGUUGAGGGCCAAGCGCGCGGUGGAAGCGCGGGAGCGCGCGGCGCGCGAGGCGGACGUGGCCAUGGAACGCAAAAUGAAGAAGGAGAUGGAUGAACUCCGAGUGUCACGGGAGGCGCAGGCGAUGCACCGCCAACGAUCCAAGAUCCAAGAAGCGCUGCAGCAGAAACAUGAGUAUGAAAACAUCAUCGGCCAAGUUGAAGCGGACAAACGGCAGUUCCAGGACCGAGAGGAACAGCUCCAUAAGAAACGGACAGCGCACCGCGUGGCGCUGCAAAAGCAGAUUGAAGACAAGCAAGUGCUCGCCAAGGAGAAAUUUGUUAAAGUCCAGCUCGAAGGCAAGGCUCUCAAGCAAGAGUAUGCGGACGAACUGCAGAAACUCGAGCACAUUCGCAUCCAAGAAGUCGCCGAGUUGGAAGCCGCGGGCGUGAACCCGUCCUACUUGUCCGAGAUGAAAGCGCUCGACAUUGCCAAAGCUAGAGACUGUUGAGAGAGACCGACCACGUGGGUGUGUUCUGCGAGUAGACAGAUAUACCGACUAAUCAGAGAUGAAAACCAUGACGGACCAAUAUGACUAACUGCGAGACUACAGUCCGGAACAAAACUAUAGACGC